Molecule: messenger RNA, 1111 nt
Organism: Saccostrea cuccullata (small rock oyster)
Lineage: Eukaryota; Metazoa; Mollusca; Bivalvia; Ostreida; Ostreidae
Product: tetraspanin-9-like
Exons: 9
Coding region: 97-990 (297 amino acids)
Cellular component (GO): plasma membrane
Source: RefSeq, a predicted model, not a curated record
ACAACAGUAUCGACGUUUCUGGCAAGGUUUAUCUGGAUUCUUUAUUAUAAAAGAGAUUUUUAAAACGUUGGAAGUUAUAUUUCUGAAGCUUUCAGUAUGGGUUUCUUCACCGGAGUGGGUCGGUUUGUAGUGGUCAUCCUCAAUGUUAUAUUUGUGAUUGUUUCCACGGUGAUGUUGGCUGCAGGAAUCGUCCUAAAAUUCUUCUCAGACAACGAAUUCCUUAAAAACGCAGAAAGUCAAUUCAAAGCUGCCUUAGAGACACUCGCCUCUAAAACAGGUUCAACCAUUGACACCAGUAGUUUCAGCCUGAAUGCCGUUUUCGGAACCGUGGCCAUUCUCCUGAUCGUCUUGGGAGCCAUUCUACUGGGCGUGUCUUUCUUCGGUUGUUGUGGGGCAUGCUGUAAAGUACAGGUUCUUCUUAUCACAUAUGCUGUGAUUCUGAUAGUACUAUUGCUCGGACAGAUAAUUAUGGUGAUCCUUAUGUACGCCUCCGCAGUGGUGAAAAACACAGUGCGAGAAGAGUUAAAGGUAUCUGUCAAAGAUUUCCAUGGAGUGGCGGGCGUAAACGUGGAGUCCAUGCUCUGGAACGCCGCCAUGGUCGAGCUGAAAUGCUGUGGUGUGGAGGACUACAAUGAUUUUAACUUGUAUGCAAAAAGCUGGAACAACACUCCCACCAUGCGUAAUGGUCAAACUGACCCACUGGACACGCCUGUUGCCUGCUGUGUCGAUCUCCCCGAAACAAAAACUGAUGCGGAAACUUGUGCAAAGAAGCCUUUGGAUUCAACAAAGAGCUAUUAUAACAAGGGCUGCUUCGACAAGAUCUGGGACAUGAUGUUUGAGAAUCCUCUGAUGCUGGGGAUAGUUCUCACGGUGGCCUUCUUAAUUCAGCUCCUAUUGAUUGUGUUUACAAUUAUGAUGUACAAACAGAACAAAGAUGAAAAGGGCGGCAAAGGAACCAACAAAAUUAAGCCCAUGCGAGGGUAUAUGUGAUUUUCAAAAUGGAGAAGCAGGAAAGAAAGUUUCAAAUCUAUUUUUCUGGCAAUAAAUGAGAUUAAAAUUAAUUGUUGAACUAAGCAAAUUGGGGGUAUGCUAUAAUCUGUGAUAAUGUCGC